Messenger RNA from Fusarium falciforme, 1851 nucleotides. RefSeq names its product HET domain-containing protein. The transcript has a single exon. Bases 1 to 1851 code for a protein of 616 amino acids. The record is from RefSeq and is a predicted model, not a curated record. Lineage: Eukaryota; Fungi; Ascomycota; Sordariomycetes; Hypocreales; Nectriaceae.
AUGUCUCAACAAUCACCGAAUUCUACUCUCAAUCCAUCCAUUGUCCCUCUCUCUGUUGGUUUCCCGAGCAAUGACGCCGGUGCCGGUCCCGAAAUUUCGUACAAACCGCUAAACAAGGGCGACAUCAGACUCCUCAUGCUCCACCCAGGUCAGGAAGACUCCCAACUACGAGCUGUUGUUUACCGCUGCCCACUUCUUGUCGCAAACAGCUUUCAAGCAAUUUCGUAUACAUGGGGCAGCAGUGAAUUGUCGCAUUCACUAUGGACUCCUGAGGGUACCAUCAAACUGAGCGCCUCUCUUCACGCUACGCUGCGCUGCCUUAGGCACGAGAAGCAGCCAGUACUUCUCUGGGCUGAUGGCGUUUGUAUCAACCAGAGCAAUGAAACUGAGAAGUCUGAGCAGAUUCGGCUACUACCACAAGUCUUUCAACGUGCGACAUGCGUCUUGGUAUGUCUUGGAAGCGAUAGCAAAGGCGAUAGCGCCAUGGAAGCGCUGAUGCAGAUUCGCGUCCAUGACACUCUAGCCACGCUAGGCGAGGAAUGGCCCAAGGAUCUUGCAAAGAUACCUAAGGCCUGGGGGAAGGCAAGCAUACCACCACCGGAUGAUCCAAUCUGGAUCGACAUCGGUGUCCUUUUCGAGAGACCUUGGUUCGAGAGAGCAUGGAUCAUCCAGGAACUACUUGUCGCUACCAGUGUUAGGGUUAUCUGCGGGAAGUGGAUGAUAGACUGGAACGACCUCCUUGCCGUGAUCAAAAUCAUCACACGCGAGUCCCGGGCCUCCCUUAAACAGGCCCUUGGCAAGGCUCAAGGCAAAUUCAUCCGGUUCUCAACUCUGGCGAUGCUUCGCGAGCGCGAAGCCAAGCACGAGCGCCGUCCGCUACUUGAUCUUCUCGAGGAGUUCCGAGACUCCAAGUCGUCCAUCGACCACGACCGCUUCUUUUGUCUUCUCGGUUUGGCAAUAGACGGCAACAACAAGGACUUUGUUGUUGACUACCGUCUCAGCUUUGAUGUCAUCGUCCGUAAAUACGCUUGGGCCUUUAUCGAGCAAGGGAAAGUCUUGGAGCUUCUCCACCGAGCGGGAAUUGAUUCACGCAAGACGGACUAUUUCCCAUCCUGGAUUCCGGAUUGGACGCUUACAAAACCGAGCAGUCUGCGCACACUGGAGGCAUGGGGCAUGCCUUGUGCGUCGUCGAGACGUUCCAAACCUCGCCUUGAUGCAAGAUCGAUGAGCGAUUUGGAACUACGGCUGUACGGCAUCAGGGUCGACGAAAUAGAGAUAAUCAGCAAGACUUCAAAUGUCGUGGAUGAGCUGGGUUUGUACAUGGAUGAGAUCGACAGGAUGAUUGACUCUUCAUCUUCCCAUCUCGAGGGAGACCUCAAAUGGGAAGUUCCCAUCGCCGGGGCAUGGCGCUGCAGACAUGAUGGCCACUCUAUGAAGGAGUCGUACUCGGCAUUGCGAAAGCACCUGAUCAUGGACAGAGGCGAUACCGAGGCAGGCAACGCAGGAACCAAGACACAAGAAUUGUCUGGCAAUGGCCCGCGCCACGUCGACGAUCCCAGGGGAUCUCUUUGGGAGAAGAGUCAAGACUACUAUCUCGCCCUCCAAGGGAACUUGACUGGUUGGAAGUUUGUGGUCACCAAACGACACGACGUCGGCAUUGCUCCGCCUACAGCCCGAAAAGCGGAUAUCGUGUUUGUCAUCGACGGCGGCGUGGUGCCAUUUCUGCUUAGGAAAGAGGAAGCCUUUGGGGGCUCCUUUUCCCUUGUGGGAGAGUGCUACAUUCACGGCUUGAUGCAUGGUGAAGCAGAAACGCUCCGUGCAACAUCAGAGCAAGUAAUUUCUCUGCGAUGA